ACCAAAACUCCGUUUCCAUUUGGUACUAUGGAUUCACACGAGUCAUACGCGAUACCGUUCGGGGAUUUUACAGAUGUACUCCAAAUUGGAUGCGCUGGUUCUGGAACAAUGAUUCACAAGGCAUUGUGGACAUCACAAAAUAAUCGGCAAGUUGCAAUUAAGAUCUACAAUAAGCAACUUCACGAUAAAGAGGUCAAUAUUCUCAGAAAACUUGAUCACCCAAACAUCAUUAAAUUCUACGGAAUUGUAAACCCUCCAUUUUCCAGUGGGAUUGUCAUCGAAUAUGCUUCAGGAGGCGAUCUUUUGAACUUCUUGGCAUCUAAACGCAAAGAGAAAGUUGGAGCAAGGCUUCCACGAAGACAGUUUACUCACUGGUGCCUUGAUAUUGCUGUUGGCAUUCAAUACCUGCAUGGGCGUCGUAUUACCCACAAAGAUAUAAAAUCACCUAACGUUCUUCUAAGUGAUGAUAUUAUUCAUGAAAAAGGUGAAGAAUCGUUAAAGCGUUUGAAAAUAUGCGACUUCGGCAUCUCGAAAGAACUCACCAGUACAGAAUCAGUAGUUUCUAGAUUCGGCGGGUGUACUAAAUCAUGGGCAGCCCCCGAGGUUAUUACGGAUGAUCGGGUGGUUUCUCAAAAAUCAGAUAUUUACUCAUUAUGCGUUGUUUUCUGGGAGUUGUGGACAUGUCAACAACCGUGGUCGGAUCACUUAAUUUCCGAUAUUGAAACCAAGGUGAAACGGGGAAUUUUGCUCGAAAUACCUAAAGACUUUCCAGAGUUGAUGAAACCAAUGAUGUUGAAAUGUUGGCAAAUGGAGAGACACAGACGAUGUGAAAUUGACGAUAUAGUUGCCUGCAUUAAAAGUCUAAUGUCUGAGUGGCAGAUAAAAGUCUGUCACGAAAACACGUCCGAGAACAAAGGAAAUACUCAAAGUGAAGUGAUUACCAAGGGAAGUGUUGAAGAAGACAAAAUAAUGAAACAGCAAACACAGCUAGAAGACCAGAAACCAGAUAAGGUACCAGUUCAACAGAACCAACAGGUCGAACAAACAUUUAUCGAAACAGAAUUGGUUGAUGCGACAUCACAGAAUAGUAAAUCAUUUGAAAUUACGAUAAAUGAGGUUAAGGAAGCAACAUGUUUACAGAGCUCCGCGGAAACUGAUAGACAAGAGGAAUGCGAUUACGAAAAAGAAGAAGACUACGCCAAAAUAAACGAGGACGAUGCAGUAUACUAUGAUAUCGAGCAGGAGGAGGAUUAUGCGGAAGUUCCUGUAGUCGAUGAAAAAAGUGAGCAUAAGGAAAUACGUUGCCGGGUAGUUGCUUCAAAGAGUAAUGAAAGUAUGCAACAAAAACAUGAUGUCUUGGAAAACUCUACAAAGCAGGCUGCUGAAAAUGCAGCUGAAUUAAAAGAACCCGGAGUUAUUGAAGGUGGGCAUGUCGCUUACAUUGUUAAUCGCUUCGAAAGCCUCGAUGUACUAGAUGAUAAUGCAGUCGAGACUUUAAGAAGAAAAAUAUCCGGUAAAGAGAAUACUAUAAAUAACGAACGUGAAGAAAACACCACCACUGGAGGAAGUGAGGUCGCUCCAAUCUCACCUGUACUACCAGUAAGAACAUACCAAAAUCUGAUGUCCCCAGUACCAAAACUUGCCGAUUACUACGACGAUAUUGACGGCAUAUAUGUAUCACCCGAAGGGAAAUCAGGCGAGGAACUAACAAAAUUAUAUGAACAUGUAGAAAAAAGCUACACAGAUCUUAAACUUGUUAAGGAAGAAUGUAUAGAUAACAACCGAUUCAAUGAUAUAUUAAAUAGUGGAGAACUGCGACACCUGAUGACAAAUACGUAUGAUGUAGAGAACAUAAUGUCAAGGAUUUAUACUUGGUUCAACCAAUGUAAAUGGCAAACUCCUGCUAUUUGUCAACUAAUAACCAAUAUUCUUGAAGCAGAUUAUUUACAACCGAUCAUCAACUUUGCAAUAUAUUCACAGCUUCAAAUGAACAUGUUGAAAUGCAUAAGGUAUGGGCAUCUCCACUUUGCGGAAAAGUUUACAAGUUUACAAAGACGAGGCUCCGAAGAAAACAUGAACUACAAACUAUCAUUUAAAGAUCUUCAAGAAAUCAUACUGAGACAAGCUAACUGGCUGAAGAAGUUUCAUAGUAUAUUAAAGAGUUUCUGUGACGCUCUAGUUGUUGAGAAAGUGGAAGACACAUCGGUGAUUGAAGAUAUGAAAGAAUGUUGUUGCAAAUUACAACAAAUAAUUCUCAACUGUAAUGAACACGAAAGCCGCAUUAUUCGAGAUAUUCAGCAUCACAGCACAUCUAUACUUCAAAAACUUCGGUUUAAAUAUGUAGGUGAGAAAGAACGCGAGUCUCAGAAAGCUAUGGUAAGCGAGGAGAGUUGGGUUAAAAAGACGGGUACCAUUUAUCUUACUGAGGACAUCAAACAAAGCAAGAGGCACUCAGUAAUAGACAAGAGGAAGAAGUGCACAAUGAUGGCUUUUGUUUCAACAGUCAUUAUUGUGGAAGAUAAAGGUGAAUACUUAAGAGUGAUAGACUGUGUCCAUAAAAGUAAUAUCAAAUUUGAAAGACAAGUCUAUCAGAACAUGGGCUGCACAGGAGGUGAGACACUGAUACUAACUAAGUUGGACCCGCUUACCAAGUUGCCUGUCAAAGAAUAUGGAUUCACACUCGAAGACAGCAAUGAAAUACAAGAGUGGACGAAGGCAUUCGAAUUUUCCGAAGAGGAAAAACAGUGUCAAGAUACGGAAUAUGUUGAAAGAUAA
Molecule: messenger RNA, 2775 nt
Organism: Anneissia japonica
Lineage: Eukaryota; Metazoa; Echinodermata; Crinoidea; Comatulida; Comatulidae
Exons: 13
Coding region: 28-2775 (915 amino acids)
Biological process (GO): protein phosphorylation
Molecular function (GO): protein kinase activity; ATP binding
Source: RefSeq, a predicted model, not a curated record